AUGGCAUUUGCCUCAAUUAAUUCUACGGGCGCACCCAUCGCCGCCAUCGAGGAGGCAUUUGCGACGGAACCCUUCCUCAAGAAGCGAGUCUACGACGCGAUCGGUACAACACCGCAGCAUAAACCUCUGCUUGAAGAUCUUGCGAAAUAUACCUCCAGCCUGCUGGCCAGGACUGCCAAUACUACCCUCCCUUCGCGGCCCCCAACCGUUGAUGGGCCUGCCGCUAAAAAGCGCAAGCUUCAAAAUGGAGACUCAGGGGAGACUGCGCAGGCGUCAGUCAACCUGAAAGAUGGCAAUGCGCCACUUCAGUUUUAUAUUCAAGAUGUUUCGUUCUCCACGCCGCAGAGGAAGAAGCUCACGCUCGAGAUCACUGCUGGGCAUAAAUAUCUUCGGGCAAGGAAUCAAGCUACGAAAGAGAUUGAAUUCGGCGUUUCCAUGGAUAAGAUUCGACAUGCGCUCUGUCUUCCUGUGCCGGAGAAGACACAAAAACAGUUCAAUUUUUGCAUCAUUCCCGAGUACGCCGAUGGCAUCACACCCCCGCCCGAGGGAACAACAGCCUCCGAAGCUAUGGUGUUUACGAUAGCUGAUGGACCUGCCAAGGCUGCAUUCUCAGGAAAUGGGGAGCAGCUUGGCCAUGGUCCCGGUGAAUCGGCCGAGGCAUUUAUUCGCAAAAUUCUGAAUGAGAACAUGCCUCACACCAAUGUUGUUCGUCCUGAUGAUAAGCAGUUUGUCAGUGCUAUGCCCGAGGCGCACCGAAAGGGCGAGAAAGCAUACCAUGUCAAGGCAUUCCGCGGUAGCAAAGAAGGCUAUCUCUUCCUUCUCUCUACGGGUAUCUUAUUUGCAUUCAAGAAACCGCUUCUAUUCUUUUCAUUUGCUACUGUUGACUCUGUCUCAUAUACAUCCGUCCUCCAGCGGACAUUCAAUCUCAACGUCAUGGCUCGCCCGGCGAAUGGGUCCGAAGAAGACAUCCAGGAAUUCGAAUUUUCGAUGAUUGACCAGGAUAAUUUCUCUGGGAUCGAUACUUACAUCAAGAGACAUGGUCUCCAAGAUGCUAGUCUCGCAGAGGCGCGGCGCGCCAAGGUCUACAAUGUCAACAAGGCCGGUGGAGAGGAUGCAGCGGCACCCGCCGCCGAGGCAGCCGGUGAAGAUGAAAGCGAGCUCCAGAAAGCACAGCGGGAGCUUGAAGACCAAGAGGAUGAAGAGGAAGAAGAUUACAACCCCGACAGUGAGGAUAGCGAAGGCAGUGGGUCCAGCAGUGAAGAGGAUGACGAUGAGGACGAUGAGGACGAUGAGGACGAUGAGGACGAUGAGGACGAUGAGGACGAUGAGGACGAUGAAGAAGAUGAAGAUGCUGAGCAGGACGGCGAUGAAAACAUGGGUCUGGUUGAGAACGAACUUGGAAGCGAAGCUGAGGACACCCCCCAGGCCCAUUAA
This is a messenger RNA of Penicillium robsamsonii, 1434 nucleotides long. It is a transcript of the gene rtt106, whose product is annotated as putative negative regulator of DNA transposition (Rtt106). Gene Ontology annotation, molecular function: nucleosome binding; histone binding. The coding region runs from base 1 to 1434 and encodes 477 amino acids. Lineage: Eukaryota; Fungi; Ascomycota; Eurotiomycetes; Eurotiales; Aspergillaceae. The transcript is spliced from 4 exons. The record is from RefSeq and is a predicted model, not a curated record.